AUGACUCAAGGCAACUUUUCUUUUAACCAUCGACGCUCUCAUUCCGGUUCGUAUGCCCCGAAGCUGAGAACAGCCCGGCCGGCACUACAUCGGAAGGGCACAUCCUUUGUGAAUCACUCCAUCUCGAAGCUGGGUGCAGGACACACCAGGCACAGUGAAUCAGAUAACGAUUGUCAAUCCGAGAUGGCGGCCAGUUUUCUCAAUUUUUGUGCCAUGUGCGAGAGACAGAUUACCAUACCGGACAAUUCUCGCCUUUAUUGCAGUGAAAGGUAUGUUGCUCGCCUUAUCUUGUCAUUAUCUUCUUUUGCCCUGGCACAGCCCCCUUGUUUUCUUUGCCGUCGCAAGGACUCCCACAAACCACUCUCAGCUUCCUUCUCAUCGAAUCACACCAUGCCAUCUUCCACCACUCCCCCAUCUUCUCCUCCUAUGUCUCCCCGAACCAUUGUACCACCUAUGACUCCCACCAAAGCUCCUAUCACAUCGACUCAGGCCAUCCGGAUACUGGGUGAGUUCCAUGACUCCAAGACGGAUCAGGACCCGUCCGAAUGGAAGCCGGUAAUACCCAUGGAUACCGGUAGUUCAGCCUCGCGGGCUUCAUCAGACGCCUGGCAAUAUCUGUCUCAAUUCCAUAGCGGUUCUGCUCCCGUUCCAAUGCGCCGUCCCAGGGUCGAACACCGCAGCUCAGCCAGUUUGUUCACGCUGUUGGGUAGUACGGGUGCUCCUCCGUCGCUGACGCAUACCUCAUCUACUGCGGCAUCUUCUUUCAGCAGCAAUGCUUCUGAGAGCUACCUGAGCGAGCCGGCCCAUCGUCCAUUGCCUCCACGCCGCAAAUCCUAUUUCUCGGGUAGUGCUAAUGGUGCGAAGGGUGUUGAGCUAGUUGUCCCUCACAUGGAGGUUCGUGUUGGGGACUCUACUGUUGACAUGAAUGGGGGAUCCAUUUUUCCAGCAAGCAGUGGGCUUUGGGGGGACCACAAUGACAAGUGCCCCGCCAUCAGGAUCUCGGGCACUGUACCCCUCCAUACGCCUGUACGCCCGCAGUAA
Aspergillus oryzae RIB40 is the source of this 1041-nucleotide messenger RNA. RefSeq lists its product as uncharacterized. The record is from RefSeq and is a predicted model, not a curated record. Lineage: Eukaryota; Fungi; Ascomycota; Eurotiomycetes; Eurotiales; Aspergillaceae. The transcript has 3 exons. Bases 1 to 1041 code for a protein of 346 amino acids.